AUGGAUGAUCUAACCAACAACACAGCAGCAAGAAUAGCAGCGACAGUGAGAUCGCAAUCAGUAAGUCCCUCUAUCCCGGUAGCAGCCCCAGUGUUAGAGGAAGCAGCCCAAGCAGUCGCGAUAGAUUCCACCAGUGCAGCCAUGGCGCAGUGGACACGCCUGCGAACUACUACAAGGCGUCAGAUUACGAACACGUGCAGCCAAAUCACCACAGCCAUUAGAAGAGGUGACCCAGGAGACAGUGUUCAAGCCCUUGCAGAGUACGCGCAGGAAUUGUUGAGAACCGCUAGUGAUCUCAACAACAGACUGCUUGAAGAAGCUGGCCUAGACGAAUUCGAUCGGCAGCACGAGGCACAUACUAGGUAUGUUCAGCAGGUUAAGGCCGUGGCAGCAGAGCUUCAACGUUACCUUACCCCCCGUGCACAUCCACCAUCAGUUCGAAAUGGCCAUCCCGCCAUUGUACCCUCUGUAUACAGUAGCCGGCAGUCGUCAGCAGUGCAUCCCGAAGCCGACAGACCACAAUCCCACACAGAAGCCCAACAGAGAGUCCUUGCAGCGCAACAGGACCUCCAGGAAGCAGAAAGGGCUCUACAGUCACUAAGGUUAGAAGACAAUGACUUAGAAUAUCGGUCAUUGCCAGGUGUAGUCGAACUCGACGCAGUUAAUCGCUGGUGCCAAGACAACAGAAGAUGGGGAGCAGUAGGAGAAGCGAGCCUACAGGAAGAAGCUCCAGACGAUUGGAUUGAUAUGUAUCGUGCCGGUCGAUUACGACCCCUUCCGCGAGUAGAAGCAGGACCUCAUUCGUCAAUUCGAGCUGAGUUACCUGAUUACAGCGGAAAGGCUCUAGAUUGGUUCGCAUGGAUCGAUUUGUUCCGGGCGUUGGGGGGAGAAGCUGCUUACAUUCAAGCAUUGGUCAGGCUUAAGGACAGUUUUGGCAGACGUGACGUCAUGCGAGCAGCGCAUAUUCAAGCGUUAGAGAAACUGGAGUUCCAGAAGAACGAUCCUGCUUCCUUCAAGCGGUAUGCGGAAAAGGUCCGCACACACUUGUUCGAUCUCACUAGAAUAGGCGAAUUCGCCGCCGCAGACAUCAUUGAAAGAAUCUGUCUCAAGCUACAGCUCGCUGAUCGCUUAGCUUGGAAUACGGAUAGAGGAAGUGGACUUGAAAGGCGAAGCCUCGACCAGUUUGGUUCUUGGCUUUGCAACCGGGCCGCCGCGUAUCAAAACGCAUACAGCAUUGCGGCAGACCAAACAAGUGGAGUGCCGGGUAAAGCUCGUGACAGACAGCAUACCCGCACCAACCAGGUUCAGGGUGAAACAAGAGGAAGAGACAAUCGUCAGCCCAACAGUAGCUAUUGCUUCAAUUGCGAAGGCUCCCACAAGUUGGAAGAUUGCCCGUCGUUUAAGGGUCUUACGGCUAGAGAUAAGCUGUCGUUUUGUAGCCGACGUCGGUUAUGUUUCAAUUGCCUGAAAUCUGGACAUUCUGCUAGAGAUUGCAGAAUGAAGAAAUCGUGUUCGGUCCCUAACUGUAAUCGCACACACCAUGCACUGCUUCACUACCAGCCGGAUGACGCGGACGAAUCGGUUCGCCCCGCUACAGCCCGCACCAACCUAGCAAAGGGGAAGAAAGCAGCUGUAGGAAUGAUCCAACUGGAUGUUCUGGAUGCAGAGGGAAACCUUGUGAAAGCCAAUGUAUUUCUGGAUGAAGGUGUUCCGCAGACUCUCGCCGUUGAUGGCGCUGGUGGAGUUUUGAGAAAAUAUACUUCGCGUCGUAUUCAACUCCGAGUCCGGCUACCCACAGGCGAAUUCGCCACUCUUCAAGGUUCGACUAUGCCUACUGUGGCCAGUCCGGUUCCACUUACAGAUUGGAACACCUUAAAGAAGCGUUGGAGACAUUUAGCAGACCUGCCAUUAGAAAGCAAUGGCGGGAGAGUAGACAUCCUUCUCGGAAUAGAUCAGGCCUAUUUGACAACGGCCAUGGAAUCUCGUUUCGGACAAGAAGACGAACCUACUGCUAUUCGUACCCGCCUUGGAUGGGUCGUAAGAGGAUUUUCACCCAGCAUGGAAGAGGAAGGCGACGCACUAGCGCAGCAGAUGAAACGCUUUUGCGACACAGAAGAAUUCGGGACGGAGCACAAGACAGAUGGCGUUUCCGAAGACGAUAGACAAGCUAUCGAUAUUUUAGAAAGCGGAACGCGAAAAUUGGCCGUCGGCUAUGAAACACCCAUCACCUGGAAGGUUGGGGAGCCAGACCUGCCAAACAAUCGGCAUUUGGCCGAAAGAAGAUUGGCUACCCUGCUGCACCGGUUCAACGAAGAACCCGAUUUCGGGCAGGAGUAUAGAAAAGCCAUGGAAAAGAACUUCGAAAAGGGCUAUGCAAUUGUGUUGGCACCCGCCGACUACGGCCCACCGGAGUAUUAUCUCGCUCACCAUGGAGUGAGAAAAGGUCCGAAGCUACGCGUUGUGUUUGACGCUGCAGCACCGUUCAAGGGAAAGUGCUUGAACGAUAGUAUUCUCAGUGGUCCGGCUCUACAAACCCCAUUGCCAUCUGUCAUCUUAAAAUUUCGGGAAGGCGAAAUCGCAUGGGCAGCUGACAUAGAAGCCAUGUUUAGUAGAAUACGGCUGAGACCAGAAGACGCACGGUACUUUAGGUUUCUUUGGAAAAGAAACGGGGAGGAGAAAGUGUGCGUGUGUGAGAUGAAGCGGCUACCAUUCGGCGCUACCUGUUCGCCAUUCAUUGCGAUCAGUACCACGCGAAAAAUUGCUGCUGAUCUCAGCGAUGACCCGAAAGUUAUCGAGGCAAUCAACACAAGGAUGUACGUUGACGAUUACCUCAGCUCCGCCAAAUCACUGGAGGAAGGUAUUCAAGAAGCAGUAGGCGUUAAAGAAACCCUAGCAAAAGGAGACAUGCACCUUCAAAGCUGGAUCUCCAAUUCCGCAGCUUUCGUGAAAAUCUUAGCACCUACAAGUAAAGGUGUUAGUCAAGGCCCAGCCGAGCUUCCAUUAAGCAAGGACGACUCUGAGAAAGUCCUUGGUGUUUACUGGAACCCGAAUUCGGAUACGCUUAAAUUCAGAGUGAGCGGGCUAGAAGAAAUCACCUACACACGGGUUGGAAUUGCAAGUAAGGUUGCGAGUUUGUUCGAUCCGCAAGGGAUGGCAGCUCCCCUUAUUGUUAAAGCCAAGAUCAAGUUAAGGGAGCUCGGAACAAAAGGGCUUCAGUGGAACGAUCUCGUCAGCAGCGACGACCGUGAUUGGUGGGAAGAAUGGUUUAGCGUCCUACAGCAGCUCAACGACAUCGACAUUCCACGCUGUUUAUUCCCAGAUGAAGAGAAUAUUACCCGAUCGGAACUCCACGCAUUUGGAGACGCAUCGGAAGAAGCGUACGCUGCAGUUAUCUACAUUCGGAAUGUGUACUCUGAUGGUCGAGUACUAGUACGACACGUGCGGGCGUCAACAAAAUUGGCACCGAAAAGAAGCAUUUCCGUGCCAAAGUUGGAGUUAAAUGCUGCUCUGCAAGCAGCCCGUCUCGCACGCUCAGUGAUCGGAGCAUUCACAAGGAUUCCGCACCGUCGGUAUUUCUGGACCGACAGCAGCACCGUAAGAAAUUGGAUUCGAGCAACCGCGUCCAAAUAUCAGAUGUUUGUCAGUCAUCGGGUUGGAGAAAUCCAAACACUGACUCAACCAGACGAAUGGCGUUUUGUGCCGGGCAAGAUGAACACAGCCGAUAUCGCAACUCGUUCAGCCAUUGAAGAGGAAGCCCUUCCAUCGCGCUGGUGGGACGGACCGAAAUUCCUACAAGACGACGAAGAAACAUGGCCAGCAGAUUUGCCAUGGAUUGCCGUGGUUGAAGAGAUACGGCCGGUGCGAUCACAUCAAGCCACCGUUACUACUUCAACGUUCGAUUGGGAAAGUGUCAAGAUCGGUGUAGAAGACAUUCCGGACUUAGUAAGACUGGAAAAGGUGUUCUACGAUCUCGUAAAAAGAUGCCAAUCGGAGGUGUAUAGCGAAGAAAUUCGUCGUUUGAAGAAAGGAAAAUGGCUUCAGCCUAACUCAAGUUUACUCUCUCUUUGUCCCGUUCUCGGAAAAGAUGGACUUUUGAGACUAGGAGGACGAGCCGGGCGAGCUAAGUUGCCCUAUGAAGAAUUGCACCCGCCAUUGCUGCCUGCGCAGCAUGGUUUUACGAAGACUAUCGUUCGAGCGUUCCACGUAUUGCUUAAGCACGUUGGAACAGACUACCAGAUCAGCUACAUAAGGCAGCAUUUCUGGAUACCAGGAGGCCGGGAACUAGUCAAAAGGAUUAGACACGAGUGUGAAAAGUGCAAACGAGAACGUGCCAAGCCAGGCGAACAACUUAUGGCUGAACUACCGGAUUCGCGUCUAGAAUCUGGCUCAGCUCCAUUCACUCGAACAGCCUGUGAUCUGUUUGGGCCAUUGGAAGUAGGACUUUCGCGAAAUCGCACAGCAAAGCGAUGGGCCGUUUUGUACACCUGUCUCGUUACCCGUGCCGUCUAUGUGGAUCUCGUGAACUCACUCUCAUCAGACGAUUUCCUUCUUAGCCUUCGGCGUUUUAUCGGACUUUACGGCAAACCUCGCGUCAUGCAUUCCGACAACGGCACAAACUUUGUCGGUGCUGAAAACGAGCUGAAAGAAGAAGCCGAAAAACUGUAUGCCGAUGAGAAAGUAGCCGAGUUCCUGAAUUUGAAAGGGAUUGACUGGAGAUUCCAGCCACCCAGAACACCACAUUUUGGUGGAGCGCACGAGUCGCUUGUAAGAUCGGCAAAAAAGGCGCUUUAUACCGCUCUUGACUUGGAGAGUAAGAAGCUACGACAUCCAGCGGAAGACACACUCCGCACUCUCCUAUAUGAAGUAGCCGGUUUAUUAAAUGGUCGUCCCCUCACUGCAGCCAGUACAGAUCCGAAUGACUUCCGUCCGUUAACUCCUAACGAUUUUCUAAAUCGUCCGAGUUCGGCCGACCCACCAGCUGGGACAUUCGACGACGCACUGCCCCGUGAGCAUUAUAGGUACGUCCAGAGAAUGGCCAAUCUAUUCUGGGAUCUUUGGAAGAAAGUUUAUCUCCAGUCACUUGCCGGAAGAAAGAAGUGGAAAUCCCCUCUGCCCAACUUUAAAGUCGGGGAUGUUGUGUUGGAGAUCGACAAGAGCCUACGACGCGGACAAUGGAAUAUCGGCCGGAUUGCGAAGGUAUUCCCAGGGCCAGACGGCCUAGUUCGAGUCGUAGAUGUGCAGCUGGAAAGAGGACUUUUCCGUCGUGGAAUCGACACUCUCGCGCUAUUAGAAGUUAGCUCAGCAGGCGAUGUCGUCCCAGACAUACCCGCUUCGGGGGAGGAUGUUCCGGCGAAGAAUUAA
Messenger RNA from Daphnia magna, 5361 nucleotides. RefSeq lists its product as uncharacterized. Gene Ontology annotation, molecular function: zinc ion binding; nucleic acid binding. NCBI's taxonomy places the organism in Eukaryota, Metazoa, Arthropoda, Branchiopoda, Diplostraca, Daphniidae. The transcript is spliced from 4 exons. Gene Ontology annotation, biological process: DNA integration. Bases 1 to 5361 code for a protein of 1786 amino acids. The record is from RefSeq and is a predicted model, not a curated record.